Pygocentrus nattereri (red-bellied piranha) is the source of this 3350-nucleotide messenger RNA. RefSeq names its product endothelin converting enzyme 2b (gene ece2b). Lineage: Eukaryota; Metazoa; Chordata; Actinopteri; Characiformes; Serrasalmidae. Gene Ontology annotation, biological process: protein processing. Gene Ontology annotation, molecular function: metalloendopeptidase activity. The record is from RefSeq and is a predicted model, not a curated record. The transcript has 20 exons. The coding region runs from base 340 to 2637 and encodes 765 amino acids. Gene Ontology annotation, cellular component: plasma membrane.
GAGGAUCGAAGGGAAGAGAAAAUUAAACAGAGAAGGAGAAAGAGAGAGAGACGGGCGGGGGGAGGAGAGGGAGAGGCUGCAAUGAGGAGCUGAUAGCGAUCUCCCACAGUCUUCGGCGCAUGUUGCUGAGCGCCGCUCGCAGUCAGUCGGAGGGGGAGAUCACUGUGUUUGACCAUCAUGCCCGCCGCCCUCUAAACAACGUCAGGCGACCAGCAGUAGCAGCAGCGCUUUGGUAGAGGCAUGGCUUAGCCCUCCGGCUCAUGUGAAGCCCCCUGCAGAGGUGGAGUGAGUGAAGAGCUCGCCUCCCCUGCUUCUUCUCCCCGGCUCGCUCUGUGCACGAUGAGCCUGGCGCUGCAGGACCUGCGGAACAACAUGUCCAACUACAAGCGUGCAACCUUUGAGGAGGAAGAGGGGGCGGACAUUCCAGCUGAUGGAGCCAUCUCUCCUGACAGUGUGGAGGUGGGCUUCCGGAAGGGUGGUAUCCAGUUUUUUGGUCCAUUGGGCCGGAGGACUCAGUUGGAAGUGGUGUUAGCUGGUCUGCUCUUGGCUUCUCUGCUAGCUCUUUUCGGUUGUGCCAUCACUCUAGGGGUCCACUAUAACAGAGAUCCAUCACGCAGCCUGUGUUUGACAGAAGCGUGUGUGACAGUGGCCAGUAAGAUUGUGGAGUCACUGGACCGCACCAUUGACCCCUGUCAGGAUUUCUACCAGUACGCAUGCGGGGGCUGGAUCCGCAAAAACCCACUUCCUGAUGGCCGCUCACGCUGGAGCACCUUCAACAGCAUCUGGGACCAGAACCAGGCUGUGCUCAAACAUUUACUAGAAAACGGAACUUUUAAUUCGAGUAGCGAAGCAGAGAAGAAAGCUCAGUUCUACUACUUAUCCUGUCUGAAUGAGCAGCACAUUGAGGAGCUGGGAGCUCAGCCGCUCAUCGAUCUCAUUACUAAGACUGGGGGUUGGAACAUCACUGAGCCCUGGGAUAAGGAUAACUUCAUGGAUGUGCUGAAGACUGUGUCAGGCCCAUACAGAGCUCAGCCCUUCUUCACUGUGGGGGUCAGCGUGGACCCCAAAAACUCCAACAGCAAUAUCAUUCAGGUGGACCAGUCGGGGCUGUUCCUUCCCUCUCGGGACUAUUACCUCAAUAAGACUAAUGAGAAGGUAUUGAAGGCAUAUCUGGACUACAUGGUGGAGCUGGGUUUGUUGCUGGGAGGAGAUAAGAACUCCACUCAGAGUCAGAUGCAACAGAUUCUGGAUUUUGAGACAGCACUGGCCAACAUCACUGUACCCCAGGAUGAACGCAGAGAUGAAGAGAAAAUCUACCACAAAAUCACCAUCGUCGAGCUGCAGUCACUGGCCCCUGCUGUGGAUUGGCUUGACUACCUGUCCUCUGUCCUUUCCCCCCUGGAGUUGAACGAUACUGAACCAGUGGUGGUGUAUGCCAAAGAAUACCUGCAGCAGGUCUCAGAGCUCAUCAACAAGACUGACCGCAAUCUUCUGAAUAACUACAUGAUUUGGAAUCUGGUGCAGAAGGGAGCGUCUAGCCUUGAUCAGCGCUUUGAAAAUGCCCAGGAUAAACUACUGGAGAGUCUCUAUGGCACCAAAAAGUCAUGUACUCCACGCUGGCAGACAUGUAUUGGGAACACAGAUGAUACCCUUGGUUUUGCUUUGGGGGCACUCUUUGUCAAUGCCACCUUCGAUAAAGACAGCAAAGAGAUAGCUGAGGGCAUGAUCAAUGAGAUCCGAACUGCUUUUAAAGAUGCGCUGAACAACCUCAAUUGGAUGGAUAAGCAGACACGACAGGCUGCCAAGGACAAGGCUGAUGCCAUCUAUGAUAUGAUAGGCUACCCUGAUUUCAUCCUGGACCCCAAGGAGCUUGAUGAUGUUUAUGAUGGGUAUGACGUGUCAGAAGAUAACUUCUUCCAGAACAUGCUCAACUUCUACAACUUUUCAGCACGGGUGAUGGCAGACCAGCUCCGCAAACCUCCAAACAAAGACCAAUGGAGCAUGACUCCCCCCACAGUAAAUGCAUACUACAUGCCCACCAAGAAUGGCAUUGUCUUUCCUGCUGGAAUCCUGCAGGCUCCUUUCUAUGCUCGGGACCACCCAAAAGCACUGAACUUUGGAGGCAUUGGUGUGGUGAUGGGGCAUGAACUUACUCACGCUUUUGACGAUCAGGGCAGGGAGUAUGAUAAAGAUGGAAAUCUUAGACCCUGGUGGCAGAAUUCUUCAGUGGAUGCAUUUAAGAAUCGCACAGAAUGCAUGGUGGACCAGUACACUCAGUACACAAUCAAUGGGGAACACAUAAAUGGAAAACAGACCCUGGGAGAGAACAUUGCUGAUAACGGAGGCCUAAAGGCUGCCUAUCAUGCAUACAGAUCUUGGGUGCAGAAAAAUGGAGAAGAGAAAAGACUCCCAGCAGUCAAUCUGACCAAUGACCAGCUCUUUUUUGUGGGGUUUGCACAGGUGUGGUGCUCUGUACGGACACCAGAGAGUGCUCAUGAGGGCCUGAUGACGGACCCUCACAGCCCACCCAAAUACCGUGUCAUCGGAACAUUGUCCAACUCGCCCGACUUCGCCCAGCAUUUCCAGUGUCCAUUGGGCUCUCCCAUGAACUCAGGCCACCGCUGUGAGGUCUGGUAAAGCUAGGAGCAUGGUGAAGAACCAGGGGCCACUGGCUUGCUUUGCUUUGACCAGUCAGAGAUGAAUGGAUGGACUAUACUCUACCAAGCACUGGACUUUUUUCUUUUCUUCUACUUCUUUUUUCCGGUUAUGGAAUAUGAAAUGUUGUUGGACACAAAGUGGACUUGAACAGGUUGGGCCAGAGCCUGGAGGAUACACAGGGAGUGUGUUAGCUAACCUUUGCAUUGUCCAGCAUUGUAGGCAACCGAUUUGUCACUCUCCUUCUGCAUGGCCACAAAAGCCCACACAGGGCUGUCUUAUUUAUUAUUUGCUGCACUUGAACUUCUGCGUGAUACAGUGAGGAUGAGGAAGAAUCCCCAGCCCUUUCCUAUGCUUUUAUGUGGGUUUUUUUUUUUUGUGCUUCAUGACCUGUUUACAGCAACCGAGGAUGGGCUUUCUUCUCCAGGAAGAAAAACAAGACAUUGUGAUGUCAGAGGGAGUGCCUCUCCUUCACUUUGACUUCAGAGGAAAUAUUUGGCUCCCUCUGUGACCUCACAGGAAGUGCCAUACACUCUUGGUGACCUCACAGGAAGCAUUAGAAAGUGGAAACGCUGAGCUCCAGCCAGCAGCCUGCUGGAAGGAAGUGUUAUGAGAAUAAAACUGUUGCGAUUUUCCUUGUUGCAAUCUCACCAAUAAACUGUUGACCAGCAGUUGGUUCAUAAUGAGGACAGCCA